AUGCGAGCUGGGGACCCGAUCGCAAGCUCAAUUUCAGCCAUGCAGACCGUGCUUCGCAACAUCAAUCCAUCAUACGAAUGGGUACCUCCAUUAGCAACAAUUGGGAAUGACUUUGCGUCCCCAGGAGGGGUAUCCGUACAGCAAGGCCUCACUCCCGACCGCAGCCAUCAAUCACAGCUCAACAACCCUGCAAUUCCUCAGAACCCUUCACUAGAAAUGCGGUCUAGCAUACCGACAUCUCUCUGGAACUUUCCACAGGCGGAAAACCUGGAAAACCCAGAAACUGGAGGCUCUGCGGGCUCCGGUGAUGACUUGCUUGAUUUCACUCAGUCUGACAUGGGCUGGAAUUUCGAUUUCUCUACCAUGGACCUGGACGCGUUCUUUUCGGUUUAUCAGUCGAAUGAUGCUUCGGUUUCUUGA
This is a messenger RNA of Penicillium crustosum, 420 nucleotides long. RefSeq lists its product as uncharacterized. The coding region runs from base 1 to 420 and encodes 139 amino acids. The transcript has a single exon. NCBI's taxonomy places the organism in Eukaryota, Fungi, Ascomycota, Eurotiomycetes, Eurotiales, Aspergillaceae. The record is from RefSeq and is a predicted model, not a curated record.